Messenger RNA from Pseudocercospora fijiensis CIRAD86, 1257 nucleotides. RefSeq lists its product as uncharacterized. NCBI's taxonomy places the organism in Eukaryota, Fungi, Ascomycota, Dothideomycetes, Mycosphaerellales, Mycosphaerellaceae. The transcript is spliced from 3 exons. The record is from RefSeq and is a predicted model, not a curated record. Bases 1 to 1257 code for a protein of 418 amino acids.
AUGUCGAAUAUUUUCUUUGCAUUAGCCUCUUUUGCCUUCAUUACCUCAUCAAGGACUCAGAACUUACCGCUCGGGGUCUCUCCUCCUGUAGCAAAAGCAUGUGGCUCUACCGACAGCAUUGUCUGCGUCGACCGUUAUACUUCUGUCCUACCUUACUACUUUUUCCGAGCAUCAGCCGAUGCCAGCGGCGCAGGUCCAGGCUUUGCAGGAACUGCAGUUCCAAAUGAUACCUCUUUUGGUCUGAUCUCGAAGGCCACCUUCGUCGUCUUUGACAAGCAGCGCGGUUUGGAGAUUCUUGGCUCGAAUCCGACGUACGACUUUUUCUUCGAGAUUUCAAAAGCUAUAUAUAAAGCACCAGUCUGGGUUCCGGCAUUAAACAAGCUGUUUUUCAGUCAACUUGCUCCUCCACCUGGGUACUUGCCUCAGCUUGUUGUAGAUCUAAACCAGGAUCCCCCGACUCUGAGCGAGUAUCUCAGUGAUCCUCCAGUCUAUGGGCCGAACGGAGGGACGUUCUACAAUGGCUUGAUUUACUGGGGCAACAACAACUCGAUAGGUGGCACUGAGCAGCGCAUUGGACUGCAGACCCUGGAUCCGCUCACCAACAAAACAAAAGUGCUGCUAAACAACUAUUACGGCUACUACUUCAACUGUGUUGAUGACCUGUUUGUCGACCCAGCAGACGGCUCGGUCUGGUUCACAGAUCCGGAGUACUCCUGGUUCAACAAGAUUGCCGAUACGCCACCUCAGCUCAAGCCUUCCUCAUAUCGGUUCGAUCCAGCCACAGGGGAGACGAUUGUGGUUGACGACUCUUUAGAGCAGCCCAACGGGAUCGCCCUCUCUCCAGAUGGCAAGCAUAUCUACAUCAGCGACACAGGUUUUGUCGCCGGUUCCAGAGUGGUCCACAAUGGCAGCCCUCUCAACCAGACCGGCACACGAGCCGUGUACAAAUACGAUCGUACGGAUGGAGGCAAGCACAUCACGAACAAGCGUCCAAUCUUUUAUGCUUAUGAGGGUGGGCCGGAUGGUCUGAAAAUUGCACAGAAUGGUUAUGUUGUGGCCGCCACUGGUCCAGGCAUUGGUGUUCUCGAUUCUGCGGGCAGUCUCAUCUUGAGGAUUCAGACGAAUUAUACGGUACAGAACUUCGCUUGGGUUGGUCCGAAUUUGACUGAAUUGUGGAUGAUGGGUCAAGGUGGUGUCUCGAGAGUCCGGUGGAACUUGAAGGGACAGGAUCUUGCUAAGAUGAAAUCUUUAUACUGA